This is a messenger RNA of Cuscuta europaea, 827 nucleotides long. The record is from the annotation of a GenBank genome assembly. Lineage: Eukaryota; Viridiplantae; Streptophyta; Magnoliopsida; Solanales; Convolvulaceae.
AUCAGUUCAAAUUGUAUAUCAGACGGUCAGUUCUAUAGUAUUGUUCGAUCAUAUAAUGUCUCAUCAGUACGGCGGAGAGCAACCCUACGGCGGCGGUGGCGGCCGGAGAGACGAGUGGGGCAACCCGGUCGGGCUAACCGAUGAGUGGGGGAAUCCGGUGCACCAAAGGGAUGAGUACGGCAACCCUGUCGUCCACCACGGCACCGGGGGACAGUCACAGUAUUAUGCAAACACUACUGCACCGACGGGGCCGGUGGGCGGGAUGGCCGGUGACUACGGCGGUCAGCACCAUGGUACCAUUGGUGGCAUGCUCCACCGCUCUGGCAGCUCCAGCUCCAGUUCUUCAGAGGAUGAUGGGCAAGGUGGAAGGAGGAAGAAGGGACUGAAGGACAAGAUAAAAGAGAAGCUGCCGGCGAGUAUUGGAGGUCAAAAACAAGGUUACUAUGAUCCAUCUACCGGUGCAACCACCGCUACUACCGGUGGGGCUGCUGGUUAUGGCUACGAAGAGCACCACCAGAAGAAGGGUAUCAUGGACAAGAUUAAGGAGAAGCUACCUGGCGGCUGCACUGGCGGUGGUGCCGGCGGCCAUCAUUAGAUCUGCCUCCAAUGUUCAAGUCAUCGAUCGAAAUUCCAGUAUAGUUAUUAUUGUACUGUAUUAAAUAAUCUGAAUAAGUCGGUUAUGCGGCGCAGUUUGUAUACAAGUCAUGAUAUAAUAUACAGGAAAUAAAUUAAUAAUACAUGUUUAGGUAUAAUCAGUCUAUUGUGUUACUUCAUCGAGCUGGGACUGUACUUAAAUAAAUACUUAGUUAAUUAACGUGUUAUCUUCC